AUGAGAUGUACAUCCCAAGCAUUUCAAUCAAAACUUGUUGCUGUUCCUGGCACGCAUGACAUAAGAGCCCUGAAGGGUAUUCUUUCUGAAGAGGCAAUCAUCUAUUCAAAUGGAGAACUGGUGAAUUAUGAAAACUUUGUGCAUAUGGCUCAACAAGGCUUAUACUACAACUGGGGUUGGAAUGAAUUAGAAACAUUUUCCAAGAAUGAGGGAGGAAAUGCACUUUUGGUCAUGUGCAAAGGCGAUGCAGGUCGAUAUUUAUUGGAUUUUGUCUAUGACAGGACAAAACAACAAAUUCUCAAGGUGGAUUUAACAAUGAAUUAUUGGUGCUGCCAGAGAGUUCCAUGA
Molecule: messenger RNA, 348 nt
Organism: Melampsora larici-populina 98AG31
Lineage: Eukaryota; Fungi; Basidiomycota; Pucciniomycetes; Pucciniales; Melampsoraceae
Exons: 5
Coding region: 1-348 (115 amino acids)
Source: RefSeq, a predicted model, not a curated record